Molecule: messenger RNA, 666 nt
Organism: Drosophila takahashii
Lineage: Eukaryota; Metazoa; Arthropoda; Insecta; Diptera; Drosophilidae
Gene: GstE2
Product: Glutathione S transferase E2
Biological process (GO): glutathione metabolic process
Molecular function (GO): glutathione transferase activity
Source: RefSeq, a predicted model, not a curated record
AUGACGGGUGUUUUAGUAUUGUAUGGCAUGGACAUCAGUCCCCCAGUCCGUGCUUGUAAACUGACUUUGCGAGCCCUGAACUUGGACUACGAAUACAAGGAAAUAAAUCUUCUGGAAAGAGAGCACCUCAGCGAAGAUUUCCUUAAGAAGAACCCUCAACACACCGUGCCGCUACUCGAUGAUAAUGGAACAUUCAUCUGGGACUCACAUGCCAUUGUUUGCUACCUGGUGGACAAGUACGGCAAAUCGGAUGAGCUCUAUCCCAGGGAUCUGGUAAAGCGGGCUCGAGUGGAUCAGCGACUGUUCUUCGAUGCGAGUAUUUUAUUCAUGUCCCUGCGGAAUGUUAGUUUGCCCUAUUUCUAUCACCAAGUGAACGUGGUGCCCAAGGAGAAGGUCGAUAGCAUCAAAGAUGCCUACGGCCAUUUGGAGACCUUUCUCGGUGACAAUCCCUAUCUAACUGGAUCAAAUAUAACCCUGGCUGAUUUCUGUUGCGCAGCCACUGCCUCCGCACUGGCUGCUGUGCUCGAAUUGGAUCAGCAAAAAUAUCCCAAGGUGGCGGCCUGGCUCAAGCGUCUUUCCAGUUUGCCCCAUUACGAGGAAGACAGCUCUCGCAGCUUGGAGAAAUACAUUAAUAUGCUGAAGCCCGGCUUAAAAUUUGAGCAAUAA